AUGGUUAACGCUUUUGUUUUGUUCUAUUUGUGCUUGUGUCGUAUGCUUGAUGUGGCUGAUGCAGUAAAGAAAAUAUCAGUGAUGGAGGGAGAUUCUGUCACUCUAAACACUGAUGUUACAGAAGUACAAAAAUAUUUGUUGAUACAGUGGAUGUUUGGAAGCACAAGAAUAGCUGAAUUUAACAGACUCACCCAAACAAUCUCAAUCUAUGAAAGUGCUGAUGGAAAAUUCAGAGACAGACUGAAGCUGGGUCAGACUGGAUCUCUGACCAUCGCAAACACCAGAACCACAGACUCUGGACUUUAUCAACUCACAGCUGUCGGCGAAGAGACAAAAUACAAAAGAUUUAAUGUUACAGUCUAUGAAUAUCCACAGAAUACUUCAUCACCGGAAAGUUCAUCAAGCUCAAAUCGUGUGACGUCCAGCUUUGUGGUGAACAAUUCAACUGUCAAUCAAACUGAGGAUAAUAACAAUACCGAAUGCCAUCAGCCAAGUUCAGACAACAUCCACUGCUGUGGUUCUACUGAAGCUGUGAUCCGACUGGCUCUCUCUGCUCUGGUGAGCAUGGCUACAGUUGCUGUGCUGGUUUAUGACAUCAGAUUUACAAGAAUAGAACAGAAGAGAUUAAACAUGACCAUUUCAGAACAACAGUAUGAAUUGAGCAGAAGUUUGAGUUCCAUAUAUGUCCAAAUUUAAAGCAAAACACCUGUUGAUGCUCUGCAUCUUUUCUGUUCCUUUCACAGCUAUUUAUUAACAGACAAUGUUUGCAUUCAUCAAACGUAUUUUUUGACUCUGAACAUAAUUGCUCUAAACAAAAUACUAAUUAGCACAAAUGAUGGCAUAUUACAUAAGCUCUCAAUUUUUUUUGUAUUCUUGAAAUGAA
Molecule: messenger RNA, 883 nt
Organism: Labeo rohita (rohu)
Lineage: Eukaryota; Metazoa; Chordata; Actinopteri; Cypriniformes; Cyprinidae
Exons: 4
Coding region: 1-696 (231 amino acids)
Source: RefSeq, a predicted model, not a curated record